Molecule: messenger RNA, 5382 nt
Organism: Paramacrobiotus metropolitanus
Lineage: Eukaryota; Metazoa; Tardigrada; Eutardigrada; Parachela; Macrobiotidae
Product: kelch-like protein 5
Exons: 8
Coding region: 3213-5018 (601 amino acids)
Molecular function (GO): protein binding
Source: RefSeq, a predicted model, not a curated record
UUGUAUUAUCUAUUAUCCUGUUUUCCGUAAAUACAGUAAUUCUGCAGUUUAAUUUGCAGUAUGAUGCCAGUGUGUCUCUGCUGCCACGCGGAAGCAGUAACACACGGAAGUAAAACACAGUAAAACUCGCUUUAAUAUCAGGAUGGUGCUGCCGUAUUCAUUUUGUUAUUUUGUGACCUACUCAAUAACUGUACCUGGUUAGUUAUAGAUUUGUGAUGCGGACAGGGAAGUACAUAACUGCAUAGAAUGCAAUUCUGCGGAGGUUGUUAUCAUGAAGCCCUCGCACAUGGGGGAAAUAAACAUUCGCUUGCGUACGUAACGUUUUACUGGAGAGUUAUAAACUUUGUACCGCACAUUAUACACUGCAUACUCAAGGUGUAAAGACUCGCUAGCGCCGCCUCUAGACCAAAAGAAUAACUUUUUGACCCGACAAUGAGCGACUGCCGCGUUCGCCUUGGACUUCUACAAGUGGAUUCACGUGCGUCCCUGCCUAUCUGCAAAACCGUAGUGCAUAUAUGCACUACGGCAAAACCUUCUCGUUUUUCGAAGGCUAACUAUUGAUUCCUGGAGAUGGAUAACGUAAGAUUGCAAUCAUUGCUGAGCAAGUAUGUACACUUGAAUUUUGUGCUAAUCAUAUUACAAAGCAUUUUUUAUCAACAGAAAUCAUCGGUUACGUGUAUCAGAUAAAGAAGUCGCAAGCAUAUUAUACCAAAACACUGAACAAUAUGCUCAUAAUCAUAUAUGAAAACGCGCACCGAAUUUUGGCCCUCGCCAGAGUAUUUUCAUAGUGAAAAUUCCCUUGUGAGAGGUUUUUUGCAGCUCUUUUAAUUAGCUCCCAGAUAAUAAAAUGUACUUCUCUGGUAUAGUAGUAAUACUUUUCGCCACGGUUAACUUUGGCUCAGCAUUAGUACAAGUGCCAAUUUGGAGAUGUGAUGCCAGUAUAUUUAUGCCGUGCACCAUGCCGGUUAUGAUGUUUAUGAUGGGUCCAGAAGGUCAAAAGCUUCCGCAGCAAGACGGUCUCAACAUUACCGAAAGCCAGUUCAACAGCAUUUGCAGAGUUAUCAAGCCCACCGUGGACUGUAUAAAACAACAGCUGAGCAGUUGUAUUCCGGCCAGUAUCACGGACGUGCAUCAAGCCUUCAACGGUGUGUCCCAGCUUGCAGGAGCAUGCGAGCGCCCCGGAGCAUACAACAAAUUUAAGACCCUCGCAGAAUGUGGGAAAACCAUUAACCAAACUGCCAGCACCGAAACGGCACUGCGCUGCCUGGAAGGACCAGAUUCUUUUCUGGAGUUUGGGCCGGCAAGCGCUUUCAACGCCAGUGAACGGGAGCGCAUAGAGACAACUGAGUGGACCAACGGAAAUUUUAUGAAAAACUUGUGCUGUGAAAUCCAACGACAGAAAAAAUGUAUGGGCACAACCGUUGCUGAUUUAUGCAAACCGGAAGCCAAGCAGCUCGCCGAUAGCCUCUUAGCAGAAGUCUUGCAGACCUUUGCAUGCACCGGAGCACAAGUGGAAAACUGUCCCACUAGAACCAUGCCUGCUGGGAUGGACCGCAGCUCGUUUGGUCAAAGUUUCGGGCAAAUGUUUGCUGGAGCAGGAAUGGGUUUCCCCGGCGGUAGCGCUCCCGGUCAGGAAGAAAUGGGAUAAAUAAGUGCUCAGAUUAUAAGAGGACUGUAAAGGCUUAUUCAUUACAAAGGAAACAUUGUUAAGCAGCUGCAGUAUUAAACAAUGUGUCAGCGACUGGCGCAAAUGUUGUUAAUUUCAUGGUUUCCAGUAGAUUACUUAGGCAUUACUUACUUAGGCUGUAGAUUACGUACUUAGGCAUCGUUCUCAAGUCUUGUUUAUUAGAACGCCGAAAAUUCCACCUCGUUUUAAAGUCGAAACACAUGUGUUAUGAUUGCGAGUAAGCUCAAACAAAUCGUUACAUGUUUUUGGCAUUAGCGAACUUAAAAGUUUAUACCUGUAAACAGAAGCUACCUGACGCACGAUUGUACAGAUACGCAGACGAAUAGACGAUUAGACGCGGCCAUCAAAACAACACUACAAAGCAUUAUUUAUUCACCACUUUAUAUAGCAAUACAAUUAUACAGGUGGGUCGCACUAUUCAGCAACUAGUCCACUGAAAAGGUCAUACCUAAUUUUGUUCUGAAUUUUUAUGCGCUUUUGAUAAGUUGUUUCUAUGUAUUUGCUGAUGACCUUGGGUUGUUCAGUCCUUUCAGACUGACGUAGAAUUACUGCAGAGAGAUUCGUUCUCUGAGUCCAGUACACAAAUUUUCCGUUGCACUAGUAUGUACACAGAACUGACAGAAGCAUGAGGAAAUUAUUGUUUUGUAAACAUUUUCCUGUUCCACCAGUAGCGAAACGAACGUAGACUUAAUGGAUCGUAUUGUAUACGGAAUUUAACAAUUAGCGCCUCGGGUCCGGGGUUUAUAUUUUUUCAAUAUACGUAUGGGUCCAACAGCAGCAGCAAAUUCCCGCGCUGCUGAUUUUGCUGCUGCUGUUUGCGCACUUUCGAGUAUUUUACGUUUAUUUAUCGCGCCUCACCGAGUCACCGCUAUAAUGACAGAAUUUCAAAACAACAGUUGCAUUGGUAAUUUCGUGAUUUGCAAUGGAAUGGUAACCGCCAUAAUCGUUGCUUCGCGCGGCAUAAGUACUCUAUGUACGAAGUACUGCACCACGUAAAAAUGCAUAUGGGCGCGCGUUAAGCGUCCGGCAACAACAAGGCCACAAUGCCGGACAGUUUACAGGACGCAUUACCUGUGUCGCCUAUGUUGUAGAGCUUUGCUUUUUGCUAUUUUGAUGUCUAUCGCAUCAACAAACAAAACCUUUUGCGAAUGGGCGCCGUUUAAAAAGUGUCAGAAUAAUCGCGUGUUCGUGUUGCUGGUGCUACGGGCCUCCGAAUAAAGGCUACGAUGGCUUCCCGUCGCACGGCUCCCAACCGCCCCAGGGCGGCGUGGCGGUGUAAAUCAGAAAUUCAUGACCACUCUGACUCAACACAGUCUACUCUCGCCUCUGAUUUAUUCUGCGGCUUCUGUCAUAACAUUCAAGAACGGCUUUACAGUUUACUGUCGCAGUUGGCCAAUUGAUAAACCUGAACUAUACAUUUCUGACUCAUUUACUCAUUUCUGACUCCUCACUUCUGUCUUUAGGGUAAUCUUGUUCACUUUUGUUGUGCUGGGCCUUCGCUGAGUGAUUCCAGGUAUCGUCGAGGAUGCCAAACAAUGGGACUGUUGAUGAGAUUGGGCACACUGGCUAUCGUUCUCAACAAGAUGAGAGGGCCAUGCGUGUUGGGACGCAUAUCUUGGAUCUGCGUCGGGAAUGGCAGAACCUGCGCGCCUCGGGAAUGCUGUGCGAUGUGGAGCUGCGAGGUUCGGAAGCACACUCUACCGGGAUUGCGUGCCAUCGCAGCGUCCUCAGUGUGUACAGCGGGUAUUUCCGCACCAUGUUCCAGUCGGGAAUGAAGGAAUCCAAACAGGAAGUUGUGCAGCUGCACAACAUCUCCCACGCUAUUCUAUUCCAGUUGAUCGACUAUUGCUACAUGACGGACAUUAUCGUCACCGACAGCAACGUGCAGUGCGUACUGAUUGCGGCUUCGUUCCUCGACAUUCCCGUUGUUGUGGACGCCUGUUGGAAAUUCAUGGAAGACAACAUGGACGUCAAGAACUGCCUGAUGCUGUACUGUUUUGCGGAUUCCGAUGCGCACAAGAAUUCGGCGCUAGCCGACAAGGCCAGGGCUUUGACUCUCAAACAUUUCGCACUGAUCUCGCAAGGACCAGAAUUCUUAGAAAUGCCAAAGAAUAUCGUUAUCGAUGUGGUUCGCUCCGAUGACUUGUGCGUGGCGCACGAAGACGAUGUCCUGCUCACCAUUACUCGAUGGCUGCAGCACGAUUUCGAGAAGCGACGUUGGGAGUUUUGGGAGGUAUUGCAGCAGAUCCGACAGGCGUACCUCAGUCCACAAUGCAGUGACGAUUUUCUGCUGGCGUGCGUUAACGGUUUCAAAGAUUAUCCUGGUGCCGAAGAAGCUCGGUCUUCGUCCGAACACCUGAAGCUCUUGCCGGGAUACAGCAGCGGGGGAUCCUCCUCCCGUCACACUGCAAGAAAAUCUUAUAGUUUCGAAAAGAUCAUCGUAUGUGUCGGCGGUAAUAGUCCGGAAGGUGGUCGGCGGGACAGCGUAGACUGUUUCAAUCCACGAACUUCGAAAUGGGGCACUUUCUCGAAACUUCCGUAUUGCGUUAGCGGAGGUGGUUUGGCGGUUAUUAAAAGCGAUUUGUUCUUCUGUGGGGGAAUCAUCGGACGUCACGGCAUACCGGUGACGCCGCGGACGAUGCACUAUAACAGCGCUCGUGCAGCUUGGAAUGAUGUGGCGCCGAUGCAAAUUGGGCGAUAUAAUGCUGGUGUUGCGACUGUUGGCGGCCACAUAUACGUUGUGGGUGGUUAUAGUUCGGAUUACCAAACGUUAGCCACAGUGGAGCGCUACAGUGUAGCCAGCAACGUGUGGACAUACGUGGCAUCCAUACCGAUGCCUUUGACGAAAUGUACCGUGGUCAGUUUCGAUAGCCAGCUGUAUACUUUCGGAGGUCAUACGUCGGAUGAUUAUAAUGGAGUCGAUUAUGCAUUCUGUUACGAUCCGAAAAGGGAUGUAUGGAGUGAACUGCCCAGGAUGCCGACUGCACGGUACUGCGCUUCAGCCUGCGUCGGAUCCGACGGAUUGAUUUAUGUCAUCGGAGGAUGUGGCUCUGCGAACCGUUUGAGUUGCACUGAGGCUUUUAAUCCGAAGACCAGGCAAUGGACAAAGCAAUGUGACAUGAGUCGUCCAGUAUAUUCCGUUGGGGUUUGCUGCGUAGACGACAAAAUUUAUGCAUUGGGCGGCGAUAGCGAAGCUAAUAGUAAAAAAUCGAUUGAAGUUUACGAUGUAACUUCGGACACAUGGACGAUCAGCGACAGCCAGUUGCCACAUGAAAAUUGGGCGUUUGGCUGUGGUGUUGUCGAAAUCGACAAGCAGCGCAGCUGGGAGUGACCCAUUGUUGUUGUAUUAUUAUGUUGUAUAUUACAUAUUGUUGUUGAUAUGCUCAAUAGUGGGAGAUUUCAAAUGGCCCACUACUGAGCAUGACUGGCGUUGAUCAAAAGUCUGUGGUCUUUGUUUAAUAAGUUGCGGAGGAGAAAUGCGAUUUUCAUAAUGCUUGUCUUGGUUUGAAACAUUGUUUGUCUUGGUUUUUGUGCACAGUCAGUUCUUGAUCCUUGUGCUCAUGCUGUUUUUGUCAGCUAUGUGUAUGACUGUUACUACCGUCUGUGUUCAAUGAGCCGCCUUAAUAUCGAUGAAAAUAUGGGAAGGUUGUCUGCUUGCGUGAGCGGCACUAUAUACCUGACAGAGGCUCUGAAAC